ACAGAGCCACGCGAACACGCUAUACUUUCACAUGUCUCCUGCCUCUUUUAUCAUCGUCAUUAUCAAAGCUAUCGGGAAGCAUGGUGCAUCACUCGGGAUCCAUACAGUCCUUCAAGCAGCAAAAGGGUAUGCACAACAGUAUCAGUGAGAUUUUAAAGGAGAAGACCCUGAAGUCGUCUCGCCGCAGUUUGCCAUGUCUGGCUCAGAGUCAGACGCAUCCUCAAAACCUCAACCACUUCCUGUCUGUGCCUCUGAAUCCUGAACCCAAAACAUACACAAACAGCAUCAGUGCCUCCUGUACACACAUCACACCUCCUCCCACCGACACGGGUCAGGAUGUUUGUACGGAAGAGAGAGAGGUUGGGGAUUUUGAGCCUAAAACAGACGAGGUGCUCCUUGUCCAGAAAAAGCCGAUGUCCAGAGGAAAACUAGAGGCCCGUACAGAAUCCAUACAGGGGAACAACCUGGACAACCCUUCUGGACUGAUGUUUCGAGAUGGGAAGAAACGCAUCGACUACAUCUUAGUAUAUAAGAAAUCCAGUCCUCAGGUGGAGAAGAGGUGCACAUUUGAGAGGAAUCUGCGGGCAGAGGGUAUAAUGCUGGAAAAGGAGCCCUCAUUAACCAACAGUGAUAUCAUGUUUGUGAAGAUUCAUGCGCAGUGGGACACGUUGUGUAAAUAUGCUGAGCAGAUGAACAUCAGAAUGCCUUUUAGGAGAAAGUGUUACUUCACAGACUGGAAGAAAAAAAAUCUGGGCAGUCCAUUUCAGCUGAAAUUUCGUCAGGUAAAGAGUUGGUUGCCCAGGAACCCUAUGAAACUGGACAAAGAGGCGUUACCAGAUCUAGAAGAAUCCGACUGCUACACGGCGCCCUUCAGCAGGGCUAGAAUGCACCAUUUUAACAUCAACAACAAAGAGACUUUUUUCUCAACCUCGACAAGGAGCAGAAUAGUACAUCAUGUACUACAGCGGAUGAAGUAUGAGGAUGGGAAAUCUAAGAUGGGCAUCAAUCGGUUACUUGGCAACAGCACGUACGAGGCAGCGUUUCCUCCACAUGAGGGAAGUUAUAAAAGUCGACAUCCAAUAAAGACUCACGGGGCUCAGAACCACAGACACCUUCUAUAUGAAAGAUGGGCACGCUGGGGAAUGUGGUACAAAUACCAGCCAUUAGACCUCAUUCGACGGUACUUUGGGGAGAAGAUCGGCCUGUAUUUUGCAUGGCUGGGCUGGUACACAGGUAUGCUGAUCCCUGCUGCCCUAGUCGGCCUCUUCGUUUUUCUCUAUGGUCUGUUCACCAUGGACUCUAGCCAAGUAAGUAAAGAGAUCUGCGAGGCCCACAGCACCAUCAUGUGCCCCAUGUGCGAAGGCAACUGUAGCUCCUGGACGCUGAGUGACAGCUGUGUCUAUGCAAAGGUGACCCAUCUUUUUGAUAAUGGAGGCACAGUCUUCUUUGCUAUCUUCAUGGCAAUAUGGGCUACCGUGUUCCUUGAGUUCUGGAAGAGGAGGAGGGCGGAGCUCACCUAUGACUGGGAUUUGAUCGACUGGGAAGAAGAGGAGUGUAAAUCCUGUGUCAUGAUGUGUUCUGAGGAACUACGGCCCCAGUUUGAAGCCAAAUACUCGCGGAAGGAGAGAGUAAACCCCAUCUCAGGAAAACCAGAACCCUUCCAGCCCUUCACAGACAAAUUCAGCCGGCUUAUGGUGUCUGUUUCGGGAAUCUUCUUUAUGAUCUCUUUAGUUCUGACAGCCGUGUUUGCCGUGGUGGUGUUCCGGCUCAUUGCCAUGGAGAAGUUUGCCUCCUUCCAGUGGGAGUUUGUGAAGAAGAACUGGCAGUUUGCCACCUCAGGCACUGGAGUUUGCAUUAACUUCAUGAUCAUCAUGUCUCUUAAUGUGGUCUAUGAGAAAGUGGCAUAUCUACUCACAAACCUGGAACACCCGCGGACAGAGUCCGAAUGGGAAAAUAGCUUUGCCCUCAAGAUGUUCCUCUUCCAGUUUGUCAAUCUCAACAGCUCCACCUUCUACAUAGCAUUCUUUUUAGGGAGGUUUGCUGGCAGGCCGGGCGACUAUAAUAAGCUGUUUAACCGAUGGAGGAUGGAGGAGUGUCACCCCAGUGGUUGUCUGAUUGACUUGUGCUUACAAAUGGGGGUAAUCAUGGUGUUCAAACAAAUCUGGAACAAUUUCAUGGAGCUGGGCUACCCACUGCUGCAGAAUUGGUGGUCUCAACGUAAGAUCAAGCGUGCGGGUGAGCCGAGUAGAAGUAAAGAAAAGCUUUCUCAGUGGGACAGAGACUGGAACCUUCAGCCCAUGAAUGCACACGGCCUGGUAGACGAGUAUCUGGAAAUGGUUUUGCAGUUCGGUUUCACCACAAUUUUCGUGGCGGCCUUUCCUCUGGCUCCACUGCUGGCUUUGCUCAACAACAUCAUUGAAAUCCGAUUGGACGCCUACAAGUUUGUCACACAGUGGAGACGACCAAUGCCGGCACGUGCUACUGAUAUCGGCAUCUGGCAUGGCAUCCUGGAGGGAAUUGGAGUUGUGGCAGUCAUAACAAAUGCUUUUGUCAUCGCCAUUACUUCAGACUACAUCCCUCGCUUUGUCUAUGCGUUCAAAUACGGUCCCUGUGUGGACAAGGGUUACCGGCAUGAGAAAUGUCUUCGAGGAUACCUGAACAACAGCUUAUCUGUCUUUGAUAUGGGCGAGCUUAAAAACGGAAGUUAUCACACACGAUAUUGCAGAUAUCGGGAUUACAGAGCGCCUCCAUGGAGUCCUGAGCCUUAUGAGUUCACCCUGCAGUUCUGGCACGUUUUGGCUGCCAGACUAGCCUUCAUCAUUGUCUUUGAGCAUCUGGUGUUUGGUAUUAAGACCUUCAUAGCCCACAUGAUUCCAGACAUGCCCAAAGACCUGUGUGAUCGCAUGCGUAGAGAGAAAUACCUGAUGCAGGAAAUGAUGUACGAGGUGGAACUGGAGCAUUUGCAGAACGAACGAAAAAAUAAUGGCAAACAGUAUCACCACGAGUGGCCUUAGCCGUGCCCAACCCAUGAACGCACACAUUUACACGUAAAAAUCGCAUUUACACGAAAGCACAUCGAUACUGGGAAGGACGUACAUGCUCAACCAUUCUGCGGCCUUGGACAGCUAGCUUUACUGAAUCCAUGCAUGGGCUGCCCAAUUCAGAUUAUAAUUUCUGUGUAGAACUCUGUGGUUGAGGUCAAAACCUGAUCUCCGGCUGGGCCUUUAGAGCCUGGAGUUGGCAGCUGUGCUCUGCACCAAAGAGGUUCUUCUCAGUCACAUGACGCCUGCCUGAGACCUCCAAUCAUCUGUCAUUUCAUCCCCCUGAGGGUGUUUACACGCUAGAGAUAGCUUGGGUGUCUAGAGGUGUUUAUGAUAGCAGAAAGACCCAGAACAGUUUGAAAACAAGAAAAAGCGAUUUGGACGAAAGCAUGACCAGAUUCACCUUUCAAAUUUUUUAUUUCUCCACCGAAUGAAUUUAACGUGUUCAAAUUAACUCUAGUGUCUUGGUGUCCUGAGUUACUUCUCUCAAAGUGGUAAAGAUCGUUCUGCACUGGCACCGGUCAAGUAUUUCUCGUCUUAGUAUUUCUCGUGAAAACAGAGCUGUCUGUGCAGCUGGAUUGUUUACUAUGCAGAUGAAGGGCUUUGGAGUUCCUCUUUCUGCUCGCCUACUCGUCUACCUGUUUCUCACUGUGUGUGGCAGCUAGCAUCCCUCUGUGAAGCGGCUCUCUACGUGUAGCCAGGCAAAGUAACAACGUUAACACAAAAUAAUACAGUUUUUACCAAUACUAACUCCUACCAACGCCCUCUCGCGUCGCUUGCCGACAUCUCACGUUGUGAUCUUUGUUACAGAGGUGGUUUCUGGUGAAGAUUACCAAAUAAAAUUUAGUUUGUUUAUGCAAAAGACAGUUUUAAUGUAAUUUAUAGCCCUGGAAAAUAUAUGCAGUUUUGCAGUUUCAAUACAAGUAGUUUUGUCAAGGCAAAAUAAAAAAAAACAGCAAAUAGCGCCAACUUGGGCAAAACAAUCAAAUGAAAAAAAAAUAGCAAGCGUGGUUUUUUAUUGCAUGUUUUUUUUUCAAUCUACCUGUUUUUGUAAAAAGACAAUGGUGUGAAUUCACUAAACAGUCUAGUAGGCCGAUUUAGCGUGCUGCAAUUUUUUGCUUAAAACUUCUGUAGUAUUUGUUAACCAUCCGCGAUCAUGGUUAAUUAGAUAUUAGAUGCUGAUAAAGCACUGCUCUGUGAGUUUUUUUUUUUUUACUUAAGCCUUUGUCCUAGUUUUAGGGCAAACUCACAUUCUUAUAAUAUGCAUUAAGCCUAUUUGUGUUGUCAAUUUAACAAAUUCAUUUAGUACAAAUCACAAUUAGAAAAUCCGAGAAUUAACCUCACCCUAAUGUCAUUUCACACCCGUAAAACUUUGUUCAUCUUUAGAACGCAAAUGAAGAGAUUUAGACAGCAAUAGACAGCAAUGCAACUCACAAUUUUCGAGCCCAGAAAGAGGUCCACGUGACUUCAGCGGUUCAAUUUUACAUUUCAUAAAGCAUUGAAAAUACUUUUAGUGCUAAUAAAGUCAGUCUCUGACACCUAUUCACGAAAGCAGAACAUGCAUGCAUUAAACAUGCAUAUUUAUUUAUUUUAUUUAUUUAAUGCUGUCGUUUAAAACACAUGCAUACAAUUGAUUUUGAUAUUUAUUUAAUGGCAGCAUGCAGUGUGUGUAUGCAGCAAUGCUGAGUAUGCUGGAAGCUAAUGAACAAUAUUCCAUUGUGAAUAUAACCAAUUAGAAAAUCCAAACAGCACAGAUGAAUAAAUCCAACUUCACAUUACAAUUACAGCAUUAGACAUGGAAGUGGUUUGAAAAAUUACCAUUGGGACAAUGGACAUGAAAAACAUGUUGUGUUUAAUUGUUCUGUUAUGCACAUGUUUAGAUGUGCAUUCAUUAAGCUGAUGAAACGGGUCGUGACAGCAGCAUGUCAUUCUUUCACUACCUUUCAAAACCCAAGGCAAUGGCUGUGUUCAGAAUUGCAUACUAGGCUACUGUACUUGUACUUUUCUGUAGUAUAUACUACAUACAUACAGUACUGUGCACAAUAUACGCAUUUGGUGUAUGUAUGGAAUGCCCAAAUGAUCCACUUGGCCAAACUGUGCAUAAACCAAAGCAAAGUGCAUUGAUAAGGUGACCACCCAUCUUCGUUUGUGUUCUCAAAUCGCUCUCAUGGUACUUUGAUGAGGCAUGAAGUUAAACAAUUGACUGUUAUUAACUCAUUGACGAGUAAUCUUGUCAACAAAGAUUGUUGUUAACUCAUUGAAGAGUAAUCUUGUCAACGGCGAUUCAAAUUUCCGCUAUUAUCCAACAGGUGGCGCUCUUACCCAACUUAUAGACCCCUUAAAAGUUUGUAAACAUUGCAACGUCUCCGGGUGGGCGGGGCUUAGCUGGAGGCAAAAAGAGCCGUGGAUGUUGACAAGUGUAAGCUAGCAUGUUUUAGGAGGGAUUUAUUAAACAUGGCUACAGGAGAUGUUUCGGAACUGUCCGAAUAUGUACAGUCACUGAUUCUGCGGGAACGGGACAGCUAUUUUUGUUAAUUAACUCUCGCAGUUUUAACCAAGUUUUGGAUAUUUCCAAACUGGUUUGGGGAAUUUUGUAAAGGCUUAUUGUCUAAUGUACGGAGGACCACAAGAGUCAUGCAAAAUGUAAUAAAGAACUUCAAAAUUUAAUAACUAA
Molecule: messenger RNA, 5715 nt
Organism: Paramisgurnus dabryanus
Lineage: Eukaryota; Metazoa; Chordata; Actinopteri; Cypriniformes; Cobitidae
Source: RefSeq, a predicted model, not a curated record